GGGAAAGGGUGCCAAGUCGUCGCCUUCGCCACAGCAAAUGGCCACCAGCUCCACCACGGUCAUGUCCAACGACUCUGGGGAGGACAGCUGCAAGCGCAGCUCGGCGGACAGCGAUGAGGUGACCAUCAUGGAGCUGCCCAGCGAACGCAGUGCCCAGCUGUACAAGGAGUCGCUGGAGCAGCUGCUGCAGCGCCAGCGGCGCACUCCCAUCCUGGCGAGCGCGGGAUCUGGUUCUGGUUCGGGAGCGGUUUCGGGUUCGGGUUCGGGCUCGGGAUCGGGCAGUGUUAUUGUUGAUGCCGCCGGCCUGAGGCAGUACACACAACUCUUGCUGGCCGGCGCCGCCGGUAGUGGUGCCUCCGAUCUAAAGGAGAAGAGCUCCUCGUCGUCCACCUCGUCCACGCCGCCGCUACUGACGCAACAGCUCAGCCAGAUGCUGAAGAGUCCCUCGGACACGUGCUCCUCGCUGUUCAGCUCGUCGGGUGGCGGCGUCACGGGUUCGGCCGGACCGGGCAUCGCCGGCGAGACCAUCGAGGAGGAGACCCGCUGCGUGGUGUGCAACGCCCACUUUCCGAACGUGUGGCUGCUGGAGCAGCACGCCGCCCUCCAACAUCCCCACGUGGGUCCCGGCGAGGAGAAGCCCUUCAUCUGCGAGCAGUGCGGCCAGUCGUAUCGCUAUCGCAGUGCCUACGCCAAGCACAAGGAGCAGAAUCACCGGGCUCGUCUGCCGGCCGACAAGCUCUUCACCUGCGACGUGUGCGGCAUGCAGUUCCGCUACCUGAAGAGCUUCAAGAAGCAUCGCUUGAACCACGCCCUCGAGCGGCUCCAUGGCAAGAAGAGCGUGGGCGUGAUCGGACGACUGGGCGGGUCCGGUGCGGGACCGGUUUCCUCGGCGAUUUCCGUUUCGGUGGCGGCGCCCGCUUCCGCUUCCGUUUCCGCCUCGGGCUCGGUGACGUCGGUGGACCAGGAUGUGGUCACCAGCUCGCAGGAGCCCAUGCUGGCCGACGAGGGCGAGGAUCUGCGGGUGAAUGUGAAGCGGGAGGGUAACUCCGAUGAGCAGAGCGCCGAGUCGCGGCCCAACGACAUGGAGGAGCACGAACAGGACAACACCGUCGACUCCGCGGGCAUCACGAUGCUCUACCAGGACAACAACUCCUCGGCCUCGGCCUCCACCAGCGCCACCGAGCCGAACAUAAGCAGCUCCGACGGCAUUCAUAGUACAAACAAGCGGUCGCGCCUGCACCACUUGGAAACGGAUCCCUCCUACCCACACCACCAUCACCACCACCACCACCACCAUCACCAUCAGCAGCACCACCAGGCGCAGCAGCAGCAGCACCAGCACCACAAUCCGCAGUCGCAGUCGCAGCUGCCGACCCACUUGGGCCACGUUUCACUGCCACUGGUGGCCACCUCGGCCGCCGGCUCCUCAUCCUCGGCGGCUGCCGCUGCUGUUGUGGCCGCCGCCCAGGCGCAGGCCACCUCCGGCGGCACUGGAAGCGGCGCGACCGGAAGCGGUGCACCCGGCAGCAGCAGCGUUGGCUCCGCCGGCAGCUCCGCGGCGGGCGGCGGCAUCAGCUCCCUCAGCUCGCUCACCUCCCUGAUCAACGCCGAGCGCAUUCCGAACGAGCAGUUCCUGGGACUCAAUCCGCAGGAGGCCUCCAUACUCAACUUCUUGCGCGUGGACGCCGCCGAGCGGCAGAGGGACAAGCGGCCGGCCACCUCGCGAUUUGCGUGCCCCUUUUGCGGCAAGUGUGUGCGCUCCAAGGAGAAUCUGAAGCUGCACGUGCGCAAGCACACCGGGGAAAGGCCGUUCGUGUGCCUCUUCUGCGGACGGGCAUUCGGUGGCAAGUCGGACCUGACCCGCCACCUGAGGAUCCACACCGGCGAGAGGCCGUACCAUUGCGAGUCCUGUGGCAAGUGCUUCGCUCGGGCGGACUACCUGUCGAAGCACCUGACCACCCACAUCCACAAUGCGCCGCGCUGAGAUGAGGCGCGUAGGAGACGGCUCCUACGCAGAUAAGGAACCAGCUCCAGGAUCAGCCACACCCACACCCACACCCACACA
Drosophila erecta is the source of this 2065-nucleotide messenger RNA. Its product is annotated as protein bowel-like. The transcript is spliced from 3 exons. NCBI's taxonomy places the organism in Eukaryota, Metazoa, Arthropoda, Insecta, Diptera, Drosophilidae. The coding region runs from base 38 to 1984 and encodes 648 amino acids. Gene Ontology annotation, biological process: regulation of transcription by RNA polymerase II. Gene Ontology annotation, molecular function: DNA-binding transcription factor activity; RNA polymerase II cis-regulatory region sequence-specific DNA binding. The record is from RefSeq and is a predicted model, not a curated record.